AUGUCGCACGACUUGGACUACUUCAAGCGCAUGUUCGUGCAGGCAGGCUUCAUACGGUCAUCCAACGCCAGUGGCAUCCUGGGUCUACUCGGGGAAACGCGGCAGCAGAAGUUUCACAAGUUUGUUGAAAUGCUAAUGAGAGAGGCGUCUACGGAAGAUCUCGGCAACAGAAUUCUUCACAGUUAUGUGGUAGUGAAUGACGUCACACUCCACGAGAGGGAAUUCCCCUAUCUCCCUGGCACCGUGCGGACUCAGUUGGGGAAGGUGAUGGUGAGACGAGGACUCCUGUGUGCCAGAAACAUGCCUCUGGUACUGGGAGAUUAUUACACACACAAUUACGAGCCAGUUCUGCAUGAAGGGAUGUACAGUCUGGACCUCAGUGAGUGUCAACUGAGACAAGAGGAGACUAUACAGAAAUCAAAGGCUUCUCUGGCACAGUUGCUGUCUCACUUGCCGUCCCUCUUCUCCCUCAACUUCCAGUCCUGCUCCCUCCUGGAUGACACCACUCUCUCCUCCUCCCCCUACCUGACCUCCCUCACUCUGUCCGGCUGCUCUCUCGUCUCUGACACCAGUCUCCUGGCCAUAGCCUCAAGACUGUCAUACCUCCAGGCACUAGGCCUCUCUUACACACAGGUGUCUUCAGUUGGUCUUACUGCCUUGGCUAAAGGGGUCUGUGCCAAGGUUCUAAAGGAGUUGGACAUGAGUCACUGGGAGAGGGUGAGAGAUGACGGAGUCCUGUGUCUCCUCUCCCACUGUCCCUCUCUCUCCAUCCUCAUCCUCCAUGGCUGUCCUCUCCUCACCUCCCCCUCCAAAGACAUUGCCAGUCGUGGCCACAAAAUCAAGUCACUUGGACUGUAUACUAACAUAGGGUCCUUUUUAGUUCGUGUCUUUGUCUGCAGUUACCAUGCAGUGUGUCUUGCUUUGUGGUGCUAUUGAAGGUUACGUUAACUACUUGUGUGACAUCUGCUGAGAAGUCAGUAGG
This is a messenger RNA of Geodia barretti, 982 nucleotides long. The record is from the annotation of a GenBank genome assembly. Lineage: Eukaryota; Metazoa; Porifera; Demospongiae; Tetractinellida; Geodiidae.